AUGCGCCCAUGGACGGGGUCCUGGCGCUGGAUCAUGCUGGUGCUCCUGGCCUGGGGCACGCUGCUCUUCUACAUUGGGGGCCACCUGGUGCGGGACAGCGAGCACCCCGACCGCUCCAGCCGCGAGCUCUCCAAAAUCCUGGCCAAGCUGGAGCGGCUCAAGCAGCAGAACGAGGACCUCCGCAGGAUGGCCGAAUCCCUCAGGGUACCGGAAGGCCAGGGUCAGGAGGUGGGUCCGGUGGCCGAAGGGCGGAUCCACACCCUGGAGGAGCAGCUGAUCCAGGCCAAGGAGCAGAUCAACAACUUCCGGAGGCAGCCUGGGGAUGCAGGUCCCGGGAAGGACCACGAGGAGCUGCGAAGGAAGGUGGAGAACGGUGUGAAGGAGCUGUGGUACUUCGUGCGUUGCGAGGUGAAGAAGCUGAGCCACGUGGAGACCGGGGACCUGCAGCGGCACACCGAAACCCUCCUGGAGGACCUGGGUCACCAGCAGAGGUCCAUCAUGACGGACCUGUACUACCUCAGCCAGGCUGACGGCGCAGGCGACUGGAGGGAGAAAGAGGCCAAAGACCUGUCUGAGCUGGUGCAGAACCGCAUCACCUAUCUGCAGAACCCCAAGGACUGCAGCAAGGCGCAGAAGCUGGUGUGCAACAUCAACAAGGGCUGCGGGUACGGCUGCCAGCUGCACCACGUGGUGUACUGCUUCAUGAUCGCCUACGGCACGCAGCGCACCCUGAUCCUGGAGUCGCAGAACUGGCGCUACGCCACCGGCGGCUGGGAGACCGUGUUCCGGCCCGUCAGCGACACCUGCACCGACCGCUCCGGCACCUCCACGGGACACUGGUCGGGUGAGGCCAACGAUCGGAACGUCCAGGUGGUGGAGCUGCCCAUCGUGGACAGCCUGCACCCCAGGCCCCCUUACCUGCCCUUGGCCAUCCCCGAGGACCUGGCCGACCGCCUCCACCGUCUCCACGGCGACCCAUCCGUCUGGUGGGUCUCGCAGUUUGUCAAGUACCUGAUCCGACCCCAGGCCUGGCUGGAGAAGGAGAUCCAGGAGGCCACCACCAAACUGGGCUUCAAGCACCCCAUUAUUGGAGUGCACGUGCGGCGGACGGAUAAGGUGGGGACGGAGGCAGCGUUUCACCCCAUAGAGGAGUACAUGGUGCAUGUGGAGAAUCACUUCCAGCACCUGGCCCGCCGCAUGCAUGUGGACAAGAAGCGCGUCUACCUGGCCACCGAUGACCCGUCCCUGCUGCAGGAGGCCAAGUCCAAGUACCCGGACUACGAGUUCAUCAGCGAUAACUCCAUCUCGUGGUCGGCCGGACUGCACAACCGCUACACGGAGAACUCACUGAGGGGCGUGAUCCUCGACAUCCACUUCCUGUCGCAGACCAACUUCCUGGUCUGCACCUUCUCCUCACAGGUAUGCCGCGUGGCCUACGAGAUCAUGCAGACGCUGCACCCGGACGCCUCCUCCCACUUCUACUCCCUGGACGACAUCUACUACUUUGGCGGGCAGAACGCGCACAACCAGAUAGCCAUAUACCCGCACCAGCCGAGGAACAGCGAGGACAUCCCGCUGGAGCCUGGGGACGUCAUCGGGGUGGCCGGCAACCACUGGGACGGCUACUCCAAGGGCAUCAACCGCAAGCUGGGCCGGACGGGCCUGUACCCCUCCUACAAAGUGAAGGAAAAGAUUGAGACGGUGAAGUACCCCACGUACCCUGAGGCAGACAAGCUGCUGCACCUAUAGAGGCUCGGGUGUGGACAGGACGUGGCGCGCUUUUUUUGGGGGAAGG
Molecule: messenger RNA, 1795 nt
Organism: Megalops cyprinoides (Indo-Pacific tarpon)
Lineage: Eukaryota; Metazoa; Chordata; Actinopteri; Elopiformes; Megalopidae
Product: alpha-(1,6)-fucosyltransferase
Exons: 9
Coding region: 1-1749 (582 amino acids)
Biological process (GO): protein N-linked glycosylation
Cellular component (GO): Golgi cisterna membrane
Molecular function (GO): protein binding; glycoprotein 6-alpha-L-fucosyltransferase activity
Source: RefSeq, a predicted model, not a curated record